Molecule: messenger RNA, 342 nt
Organism: Lotus japonicus
Lineage: Eukaryota; Viridiplantae; Streptophyta; Magnoliopsida; Fabales; Fabaceae
Exons: 1
Coding region: 1-342 (113 amino acids)
Source: RefSeq, a predicted model, not a curated record
AUGGAGUCCACCGGAGAACAAUCUGGACUGCUGCACCAGAUCCUACCACCACGCUUGGAAGACGCAGGCCUCGAAGAUCCUGCUCUCCCUCCCGAAUCCAUCCACCAAGCUUUUCUCAAAGCAGCCGCCGCCGUCAAAUCACGCGCUGCCUCCAUCUUCUCCUCCGAAGACGACGCCGCCGAUUGCGUCGGAAUCGAGCCGGAGAAUCACCCGCCGGGGCCCUGCAUCGUCGAGAAAGGAAGGCAACCGGUUGCCGACGAUGUUAAGGUUGGCGGCGGUGGCGUGGAGGAGGUCGGAGACGAUGUGGUGGUGGGGGGAGGAUGGGGAAGCGUGUGUGGAUGA